Molecule: messenger RNA, 1509 nt
Organism: Sinocyclocheilus rhinocerous
Lineage: Eukaryota; Metazoa; Chordata; Actinopteri; Cypriniformes; Cyprinidae
Product: ankyrin repeat domain-containing protein 65-like
Exons: 5
Coding region: 213-1481 (422 amino acids)
Molecular function (GO): protein binding
Source: RefSeq, a predicted model, not a curated record
CUCAUCUGUGCCAUCAUACAAUAACAGUGCUCUAAAAACCCAUUCUCACCAUAGCAACCUCAGAUGAACAUAAAACACUUGAUGAACGAUAUCAGAGGAGGUGGAAAGACUGGACUUACACGUUAUGUCACCCUGAGAAAUCUGUUCAUCAGCACACUGGAGAGAAGCAAGACAUCAUGGAGUAACUGGCACUCACAGACUAUCCUCCUGCCAUGGCCCAUGCAGGCCCAGAGGUGCACUGGAGGUGGUUGGAGCUCCACGACUCGGUGUCUAUGGGGUCUGUGGAGAGGAAGGUCCGGACGGCUGCAGGGACCAGACAGUGGAGGAUCCACCGCCGACCCAAACCCAGACACUGCUUUCUGGAUGAGCGCAGGCUGCACUACGCUGCUUGGGAGGGAUGUCUGGACCAAGUCAAGGCCAUGCUGGAACGUGGCGUGCCUGCUAACUGCCAGGACCCGUAUGGUUGGACAGCUGUCCACCACGCCUCUUUCAAGGGUCAUCUCAUGCUGAUCAAGUUCCUGUUGCAAACCGGCCAGGUGGAGGUAAAUAGCCAGGACUUCUGCAACUGCACUCCCCUGCACCGCUCCUGCAGUGGAGGAAACCCUGAGACCACACACGUUCUCCUCCAGAAGGGGGCGUCACAUUCAGCAAGGUCCUGCUCCGGCCAGACGCCCCUUCACCUGGCUGCAGCCAGCGGGCACCUGGGCACAGCUCGGGUUCUGCUGCAGCACUUGGCCUCACCGAACCCCCAGGACUUUCAUAAGUGGACACCCCUGCACUGGGCAGUUUUUGGAGGCUGGGGCGACGUGGCGGAGCUCUUGCUAGAUAAUGGAGCAGACGUGGAGGGAGGAAAGGGUGUGGGCAUGAGCCCCCUACAGCUGGCAGUGUUGGUGGGGAAUGAGGUGGGGGUGAGGCUACUGCUCCACCGAGGUGCAGAUGCCAAUAUGAGGGGUCCUAACGGCCGCACAGCCAUGCACCUUUGUGCCUGCUCUGGAGACAAGAAGAUCCUCCAGCAGCUGUUAACAGGAGGGGCUAAGGUUGAUGUCAGGGAUGGAGAUGUGGCGUCUCCGCUGCAUCUGGCUGCCCGCAGUGGCUCCAGGGCUGUGGUGCACUUGUUGAUUCUGAAUGGAGCAGGACUUGAGGACAGGGACAACCUCAAAAUGACACCACUGCACUACUCGACACUCAGGGACAAUGUUGAGGCUGCCAAACUGUUGCUGCACUAUGGGGCAGAUGUGAAUGCUGUGGAGAGGCUCGGACAGACACCUUUGCACUUGGCCUCUGAGAGGGGUCACUGCAAGGUCCUCAAGGUUCUGCUAGACAAAGGGGCUGAUCCCGCUAUAAGGAGCAGCUGGAGAGAAACAGCGGAGGACGUUGCAAGGGCACACGAUCAGCUAGGUGUAGUCCAGCUCCUUCUGCAACACCAGGCGGUCAGGAUGAGAGAUCAAGCUCAGGACAGUGUGGAGAAAGAGAAGAAAUAACAGUGAAUUAAGGCCUGUUCACACUGAG